Messenger RNA from Parnassius mnemosyne (clouded apollo), 2892 nucleotides. NCBI's taxonomy places the organism in Eukaryota, Metazoa, Arthropoda, Insecta, Lepidoptera, Papilionidae. The record is from the annotation of a GenBank genome assembly.
AUGUUAUUGAAUAUAUCGCACAAUAAUUUGAUUGUUGCUAAAUUAUCGAACAACAUCGAAUUUCAAUACUUAAAAUCUGUUGAUUUCUCGUACAACAUGAUUAAGUUAAUAGAAGUUAACCAGGCCGAGUACGCUUACGUUGAAUUAAUAGAUGUUGAUUUAUCUCACAAUUUAAUAGAAGAAAUACCAGAAUCAAUAUUUUCUUCGUUUUCUCAAAUGCAAUAUUUAAAUUUAAAAAAUAAUCGGUUGCACACUUUGAAUAUACUAUGUUUCGAAGGAAUUAAUAACUUACAAAGAUUACAACUCGGUCACAACGAAAUAGUAGACAUUAACUCUUCAUUUUUAAGAUUUAAAGAUCUCCAGGAAUUAUCUCUUGAACAUAAUAGAAUCGAAAGGAUUUUGAGUCGAGAUUUUCAAAACUUAUUUAACCUAAAUAAAUUAUACCUGAGUAAUAAUAACAUAUCGUACAUAGAAAAGAGUAGCUUUGAUAAAAUGACUUUUUUGAACACAUUAGAUUUAAGUGAUAACUUUUUAUUUGCUAUUGAUAAAGAAGUAUUUAGUAACACACGUUAUUUACAGUACGUUGACUUAUCAAGAAAUAAGCUAAAACAUAUUUCAAAAGAAUUGUUUAGAGGUAAAAAUAUCUCGUUUUUUUCUAUACAAAAUAACAUUAUAGAAGGCGAACUUGUAACAGGAAUGUUCAUUGGUCUUAGUGAUAUUAGUGAGCUUGACAUAUCAAAUCAAUAUUUAACGUCUAUUGCAGACUAUGCGUUUAUGGGUUUAGAUAAUCUAGAAAUAUUGUUACUGAAUGAUAAUAAAAUUAAGAGUUUGUCUAACAAGUCUUUUCGAAAUUUACAAAACGUUAAAGAAAUCAAUCUUUCGAAUAAUAAACUUAUUAAGAUAAAUUUUGAAAAAAUCGACCUAUUGAAUUUGGGAUACCUAUCUUUAAGAAAUAAUCUGAUAAACGAUAUAAAACAGGAAGAUUUUAAUAAACUUACUCAUCUCCAAGUUUUAGACUUAUCCAAUAACAAUAUUUCAAAAAUAGAAAGAAGUUUAUUUAAAGAGCUACAACAAUUAGAAACAUUUAAAAUAUUUAAUAACCCACCGUUAACUUUCUUGGAUUCAAAUACAUUUGACGGGUUAGUUUUACUACCAAGGCUUGAUAUUUCUUUCUGUAAUCUUACAUUAGUAAAGAACAAUACAUUUCAAAACAUGAGGGAUUUAAAAUAUCUUAAUAUCUCCCAUUGUUCAAUUACCGAACUUGAAUUUGAUUCCUUUCUUCACACUGGACGCAUAGAGAUAAUUGACUUGUCGUAUAAUAAACUUUCAAAUUUUGCUGUAAAUGCAACUGAUUUACAAACUUUACGAAUACUUUCUUUAAAUAAUAAUUUAUUAACCCAAAUCUCUUCAAAUUUACUUAAAAAUUUCCCUAAUCUUUUCAAAGUAACAUUUUCUCAUAACAGGCUGCACGAUAUUCAUAAUAACGCAUUCCUAGGACACAAAUCAUUACAUCACAUAGAUCUAUCAUUUAAUCCUAUUUUACUCUUAAAGCUGAUCUUUUUCUCAACAUUAAACAAUUUACGUAGUCUAAAUCUCUCGGGAAUCGUGAGUAAUAUAAAUUUCAAUGAUAUGAAUAAUACUAUGCUCACAGAAUUACAGUUAUCCUAUGCAGGAAUACAAAAUAUAACCAUUCUACAUCUUAAUAGCCUAGAAAGCUUAGAAAAGUUAGUAAUAAAUAACAAUGCAAUAUUAGAAAUCGAUAAAGACGCAUUUUUUAAUGUAAGCCAUUUACAAUACCUUGAUUUAAGUUACAAUAUGAUAAAAUACGUUCAACCUGGUGCCUUCAAAACUAAUUAUGGCUUGAAAUUUUUAAACGUGUCACAUAAUUUUCUCGCCAACAUUAAUUAUGGAAUAUCACAUGGGUUAAUAAAUUUAUAUAUUUUGGAUUUAUCAUUUAACCAAAUUGAAAGCUUGGAAUAUGAUAAAAUUAUGGGAGCAGAAAAUUUAAACACCUUGAUAAUCGAUAAUAACAAAAUUAGUAACAUCAAUACAAAAUUUCCAUACACUCCUUUAUCGAAGUUAAGUAUAGGAGAUAAUCCUAUAUCGUGUAGAAAAAUUCUUGAAUUAAUACAAGAUAGUGAUAUUGAAAUAACGGCAAUAAGACGAGAUGUACAUAGUGAAAACAUAAACGGUAUAACAUGCAAUAAUCAGUAUACAUCAAUAAGAGACACACUGUCUACACAAGAAGAAACUAACUCCGUGCAAAUUCUUAAUGAAUUAAAAACCAUCUUGGUAAAUUCUAGUGCAUCGAAAACUUAUGAACCUUUAAAAUUUGACGGUAAAAACUAUUUCGCUAAUAUUACUGAACGAAUUCAAAUGUACAACAAUGAUGUCAUGAAGCAAUUAUCACGUCUGAAUGAUGCUGCACUCUCAAUUGAUAGAGAUAACAAUCGUACUAAUUCUUUACUAGAAAGGCUGUUGAAAAUGAUAGUUGCAAUGCACACUACAAUAAAGCCCUCCUUAAGUCCUUUAGUAAAAGAUAAUGCCACUUUUGAUAAUAUUAUUUCACAUAUACAUCAAAUAAAGCAAGAAUUGCAGAAUGAUUUAGAUGUUCAAAAAGAAAGCAUUAUGUCUGAGAUGGAUAAUAAGAUAUCCCUAGUGUUGGCUAGAAAAGAACCUAUUAAAGAAAAAUUAUCUAAUACUGAAGGUAGUUUGGCUACACAAAAUAAAUUCAAGUUUAUCGAGAUAUGUGUUUCUUUAACUUUAAUUAUAAUAAUAGCUUUGUUAUUAUUUACUGCUUAUAAACGAUUUAAUCACAGUUGUACAUGGUGGCGUUCUACAUCGUUUAGUAGACAACAUAUCGCGGAAUCAUUAGAAAGUUCAAACUUGUAA